Messenger RNA from Hibiscus syriacus, 1755 nucleotides. RefSeq names its product NADP-dependent glyceraldehyde-3-phosphate dehydrogenase. Gene Ontology annotation, molecular function: lactaldehyde dehydrogenase (NAD+) activity. The record is from RefSeq and is a predicted model, not a curated record. Lineage: Eukaryota; Viridiplantae; Streptophyta; Magnoliopsida; Malvales; Malvaceae. The transcript is spliced from 9 exons. Bases 93 to 1583 code for a protein of 496 amino acids.
ACGCUUAGUUCGUUUGUAGUCUGCCCUUGGAGUGAGCAAAUCCAAGAAAACAGGUAGGUUUUCUUUGUUGGGCAAGUGAGCUUUUUUUCACGAUGGCAGGGACUGGAGUAUUUGCGGACGUAUUGGAGGGAGAUGUUUACAAAUAUUAUGCUGAUGGAGAAUGGAAGAAGUCUUCUUCUGGAAAAAGUGUUGCAAUUAUCAACCCAAUGACCAGGAAAACCCAGUACAAGGUUCAAGCUUGUACACAAGAAGAGGUGAACAAAGUUAUGGAAUCAGCAAAAACAGCACAAAAAUCAUGGGCUAAGACACCACUCUGGAAGCGAGCUGAGCUACUUCAUAAAGCUGCUGCCAUCCUCAAGGAGCAUAAAGCACCAAUUGCUGAAUGCCUGGUUAAAGAAAUUGCAAAACCAGCCAAAGAUGCCGUUACUGAGGUUGUGAGGUCUGGGGAUCUGGUUUCUUACACUGCUGAAGAGGGGGUAAGGAUUCUUGGUGAAGGGAAAUUCUUGGUAUCUGAUAGUUUUCCUGGAAACCAAAGAACCAAAUAUUGCCUCACCUCCAAGAUUCCACUUGGAGUGAUUCUAGCCAUUCCACCAUUCAAUUAUCCAGUCAACCUGGCUGUUUCGAAAAUUGCACCAGCAUUGAUUGCUGGAAAUUCGCUUGUUCUCAAGCCACCAACACAGGGUGCUGUCUCUGCUCUUCAUAUGGUACAUUGCUUUCAUUUGGCCGGCUUUCCCAAAGGGCUCAUUAACUGUGUGACGGGGAAAGGCUCUGAAAUCGGCGACUUCCUCACCAUGCAUCCUGGGGUUAACUGUAUAAGUUUCACUGGUGGAGACACCGGCAUCGCAAUCUCAAAGAAGGCGGGAAUGAUCCCUCUUCAGAUGGAACUGGGAGGAAAAGAUGCCUGUAUCGUGCUCGAGGACGCAGAUUUGGAUUUGGUUGCUGCUAACAUAAUCAAAGGAGGAUUCUCUUACAGUGGUCAAAGAUGCACGGCUGUUAAGGUCGUGUUAGUGAUGGAAUCGGUUGCUGAUGUCCUGGUGGAAAAGGUGAAAGAAAAAGUGGCGAAAUUAAAGGUGGGAGCACCGGAGGAUGACUGCGACAUCACUCCAGUAGUGUCGGAGUCGUCGGCGAAUUUCAUCGAAGGAUUGGUGAAGGAUGCCAAAGAGAAAGGAGCUACAUUUUGUCAGGAAUACAAGAGAGAUGGAAACCUCAUAUGGCCAUUGUUGUUAGACAAUGUUCGACCCGAUAUGAGGAUUGCGUGGGAAGAACCAUUCGGACCAGUUUUACCGGUUAUAAGGAUCAACUCCAUCGAGGAAGGUAUCCACCACUGCAAUGCUAGCAACUUCGGACUCCAGGGAUGUGUGUUCACCAAGGAUGUUAAUAAAGCAAUAUUGAUAAGUGAUGCAAUGGAGACAGGGACGGUUCAGAUCAAUUCUGCACCAGCUCGUGGACCGGAUCAUUUCCCAUUCCAGGGUUUGAGAGACAGUGGAAUCGGGUCACAGGGGGUUACCAACAGCAUUAACAUGAUGACAAAGAUCAAGAGCACCGUCAUCAACUUACCAACCCCAUCUUAUACCAUGGGUUAGUAUCGCCAGUUAAGGAAUCCAUGAAGAAUAACUAGUUUAUCUUUGUUGAAUGGUAAAUCUGUGUUUAGAGUUUACUGCAACAAAUAGAUGUUCGUGAGUUUCAGUGCGUUUGAACAUAAUUAUAAUUUGUACACUAUAAUUUGAGGGUUUAAAAUUGUGAAUAAUUUAGAUA